Molecule: messenger RNA, 3582 nt
Organism: Thamnophis elegans (Western terrestrial garter snake)
Lineage: Eukaryota; Metazoa; Chordata; Lepidosauria; Squamata; Natricidae
Gene: EVI2B
Product: ecotropic viral integration site 2B
Exons: 2
Coding region: 113-955 (280 amino acids)
Biological process (GO): positive regulation of neutrophil differentiation; regulation of stem cell division
Source: RefSeq, a predicted model, not a curated record
GUGUUUUUGCUGCAUUCUCACUUCCCUGAUCGUGUAACAUUAAAACUUAUGCUAUAAACAAGAGAUUGAGUAGUGCAGGAGAAAUCCCAAAGAGAUCCCCACAAUUUUGACAAUGGCGGUCAAGGCCCUCGUUCUAAUUUUCAUCUAUGGACAACUGUGGUGGAACCACACCGCUGGAAAGGGGCCUGCGGGCGUGUCGCUCAAUGCUGAACCCCAAAGCUUCCCGUCUCAAGGAAAUCAAUCAAAAGACCCUACCAAAAAUGUACAGCAAAGGCCAUCCAGCGAACCCCAGCUUACUACCCCGACAAAAGAACCUAAGCUUGCAAAUGAACAUUUAAUAGCCGCUGUGGCCAUUGGGGUCAUCUUGUUGCUCAUGAUUGUGAUUAUCAUUGCCAUCUUCCUUUGGAGGCAACGGAAAAGGUCAAGUGUGUCUCUUCCCCACUGGGCAGGGCGCUCCCCCUUUGCCGAUGGAGACGUGCCCGACAUCACGGUAGAUAAGGAACCGCUGCAAGGCAUAAAACGGAUGUCCGUUCUCUCUCUGCCAUGGAAAUUUAGCAAGGACACACAGCUGCUGGACAAUGCAGAAGGGCAACUAUCUGAAUCCAGGAAGACCUUGGAGGUUCCACAGGGAUCGGGUGAGGCAAGUACAGAGAGCGAGUCAAGCCACACUGCCACGGCAACCUUGAAUUCCUCAGCCAGCAGCCAAACCCAAAUUUCCGAGGAACCAAACAACUUAACUGACAUUUCGCUCCAGCCGGAGAGUCCAAGGUUACAAGAUUCUCCUCCUUCAGCCAGCUGGCCCAGCGGAGUCAAUGGGGAUGUUUUUAUCCCUGAAUCCCGUCCCAUGGAACAACAUGUAGAGAUCCAGAGUUCCAUACCACCAGAUCUGCCCCAACAAAAUGUUGAUGAAGCAGUGCUAUUUCCUCCACCGCCAGAAGACUUUUUGUGCAACUGAUUUUUAUAGGUGUCGGUGCAAGUAAUCGCUUCCUUCUGAAAAAAUAGAGUAGACCCAUUUUCUUUUCAUCUUUUCAUACAGGUAGUACUCGACUUAUGACCACACGUGGGACCACAAUUGCUAAACAAGGUGGUUGUUAAAUGAGCCAUGCCCAAUUUUAUGAGCUUUUUUUCUGGCCACCGUUAUUAAGCAAAUUUGUCCAGUUAUCUAAUCAUGUUUAUUUAACCAUGUAUCUGAAAUGAUAUAGGGCAGUUAUGGCAAAACUUUUUGGCACUCAGUGCACAAACCGGAAUGUAUGUGUAUGCACAUUCAUGUCUGCGUGCUGGAGCGCUGGAAACCUGACCAGUUGGCCAGUGUGCGCAUACUUAUUUUGGGGGCGUUUUUGGCCUGAAAAAAUGGCCCUAAAACGCCCCCAAAACAGCCUGAAAAUGUCCCGAAAAUGCCAUUUUUUCAAGCCAUUUUUCAAGCAGUUUUCCGGCGCUCCAGAGCCCACGAAGACCAGCUGGCUGGCAUACCAGAAUCCAGAAGACCAGCUGGCGAUGGCACACAUGCCCACAGAGAGGGCUCUGCGUGCCACCUUUGGCAUGCGUGCCAUAGGUUCGCCAUCAUGGAUAUAGGAUUGGCCUACCCGAGCAGGGGCUUGGACCAAAAGACCUCCAAGGUCCCUUCCAAUUCUAUUAUUUUACGUUCUCUGUUCUAAAUCAUCAGCGUUAAUUGAUUCACAUGAUCAUUAAGUGAAUUCAGCUUCCCCCCAUUGGCUUUUGCUUGUCAGAAGCCACCUGGGAACAUCCCAAAUGGUGAUGACGUGACCCCGGGACACCACAACUAUUGUACAUAACCUACAUGCCAGUUGCCAAGUGCCAGAAUGUUGAUCUUGGGACUGUGGGGAAUGCUGCAACAGUCAUAAGUGCGAGGACUGCUUAUGAAUCACUUUUUUUCAGUGCUGUUAUAACUUUGAACAGUCACCAAAUGAACAGUGUUGAGGAAUACAUGUACUUCCGAAGAUGCUUUUUCAGGAAGACUCCUUGGCCAAACAUUCUCUACAAUCUCUGAUAUGCCAGCGUGAGCUUUGGUUGCAAGGACAGGUUCCAGGAACAUCUUUGUACCCCAUGGAUUUAUCGCUCCUAAAUUCUUAUGUGUGGAAAAGACUCAUUUUAAUGAGCAGGUUUUUUAAAAAAAAAACCUUUAUCACCUUGGAAUCCUUCUAACUUUUUCUAAUCAAAAAACCUGCACUUAAGGUGACUAUUUAGUGCUUUUAAAAUAAUCACUCAGCAAUGUGGAGGUUUGACAUUGGUGCCUGCACUCUGAAGUUCUGAGAAAUUUCCUCUUUUGAAAUUACAGUACAACUUCAUUUUGAAUUUCAUAAUUCUUUUCCUUCCCUUAAUUAUUACCCGUAGAUGUUUGGCUGUGUCCUGUGUAUCCACAAAGUUAUCAACAAUUUACUCUUUCUUACUUUCCAUUUUGCUUGAAAGCCUAUUUAUAUAUCUUAUCUAAAAAGCUGUGCCCUUUUUUUUUUAUCAUACAAGCACCUGACCUCAAACUGAACUACUCUCAGUUUCCAAAUUCCUAUACGUUGGCCUAUUGCGAUACAUGGUGUUCUAUUACGCACAUUAGGUGGCCAUGAUAAGAAUACUUAUUAGCUGCAGCUUUAGUGUGUGAUAGGCUUGCAGGUUGCAGAAAACUAUGUAUUUGUGCAAUUGCAUUUCUACCCAUACAUAGAGAAGCAUGCCAAUUGUUCUACAUUAUUAAUGAGAGGGAAUUGGAUUACUAACUUUCAAGAGAUCAGGGUUUAUUACCAAAAGAGCCACUGCUUUAUUCUCUCACAAGGACAAUAAUUCCUAGAUGCACUUCAAGGAAGAUUUUAGCCCAGUUGUCACAAAGCAUUAGAAAUUCUAAGGCAGCUUUUCCUCAAGUUGGUUGGCAAAUUGUAGGGGUUGCCAUCCCAAAAUAUUUGAAGAAUAUCAAAUUGGGGAAGAUUGGAUGCUAUGAAUUUAAGAACCAUAAAGAGAUUUUUCCAUGAAUGUUGUUCAACAAAUGUUUGCAAUUAUUUUGUUACGCUAUCCUGGGAAGAAUUUUGUUUGAAUUUUUACUAAAGGAAUACUACAGGUGACAAGCAACAUCUAGGAAGUCUGGUCUUUAGCCAGGCAGGAGAUAGAGAGACCAGAUUUUUGUUUCAGUACUUCACAGAGAAAUGUAUGAAUGAGACAGGAAAUAAAACGGUAUGUUUGUUGCUACAAAGUGUAUAAUAAAAUGAAUAAGCCUAGAUGAUUAAAUGUUUUAUGGAGACACAAAGUUGACGGAUGAAUGAGAUAGGGGGGGGGGGGGAAUAUGAUGGAAGGAAACCCAGUGAGGGGAUAAAUAGCAUAUUUGGUUCAACACUGAGCAGAGAGUAAGACAAAACCGAUAUUCCCUUGCUUCUUUAAUGCAGUUAUCAAGAAUGUUUUGGAUGACAUUAGAAACACAUCGGGCAGGGAAAUGAAAACACAGUACAGCUAAUCCUGUGUCCUUGAACAUUUAAAACAGCAAUGAAUAGAUGAAUCUGUUUACUUAAGAUAGGAAAAUAGCUGGAGAAAUAUUAAGGCAUGCAAAUACUGGUAAAAAGACACAGGUAGUCCUCGAUUUACAAC